Messenger RNA from Xyrauchen texanus (razorback sucker), 4707 nucleotides. RefSeq names its product H(+)/Cl(-) exchange transporter 3-like. Gene Ontology annotation, cellular component: early endosome; Golgi apparatus; synaptic vesicle. The record is from RefSeq and is a predicted model, not a curated record. The coding region runs from base 154 to 2766 and encodes 870 amino acids. Lineage: Eukaryota; Metazoa; Chordata; Actinopteri; Cypriniformes; Catostomidae. The transcript has 15 exons. Gene Ontology annotation, biological process: chloride transport; transmembrane transport. Gene Ontology annotation, molecular function: voltage-gated chloride channel activity.
GUCACUGACACAGGAAUGGGCCAAAAUAACCAGAGAGGAAUGACAAACUAUUCUUAAGAGAAACAUUUAUUUCUGUGUUUUAUUUGUGCUGAAGGGAUGAAUUGCGUCUUCAGAGCUCGUUUCGAGGCAUCGCAGAGGGCUUUGUGUUGCUAAAUGGAGUCUGAGCAGUUGUUCAACAGAGGCUACUGCAGGAACAGCUACAACAGCAUCACCAGUGCCAGCAGUGACGAAGAGCUUCUCGAUGGUGCCGGCAUCAUCAUGGACUUCCACACCACAGAGGACGACAACCUGCUUGACGGGGAUGCAUCACCAGGGUCGAACUACGCCAUGUCUAAUGGUGGGGGUGGAGGAGGGGCCAGUAUUUCCACUCACCUGCUGGAUCUGCUAGAGGAGCCCAUACCAGGUGUGGGCACCUACGACGACUUCCACACCAUCGAUUGGGUCAGGGAGAAAUGCAAAGACAGAGAACGACAUCGCAAGAUAAACAGUAAAAAGAAGGAAUCAGCAUGGGAGUUCACCAAGAGUCUGUACGACGCCUGGUCAGGGUGGCUUGUGGUUACGCUAACAGGACUCGCUUCAGGAGCAUUAGCAGGUGUUAUAGACAUCACCGCAGACUGGUUGAAUGAUCUAAAGGAGGGGGUGUGUCUCAGUGCCAUGUGGUUUAACCAUGAGCAGUGCUGCUGGGGCUCCAACGAGACCACCUUUGCCGAGAGAGACAAGUGCCCUCAGUGGAAGACAUGGGCUGAACUCAUCCUGGGUCAGGCAGAGGGUCCUGGUUCUUAUAUAAUGAACUACUUCAUGUUCACGUUCUGGGCGCUGUCCUUUGCCUUCCUGGCUGUGUCUCUAGUGAAAGUGUUCGCCCCCUAUGCCUGUGGGUCAGGAAUACCUGAGAUUAAAACCAUCCUGAGUGGUUUUAUUAUUCGAGGGUACCUGGGGAAAUGGACCCUGAUAAUAAAGACCAUCACUCUGGUACUGGCUGUGGCGUCGGGUCUCAGCCUUGGGAAGGAAGGUCCACUAGUCCAUGUGGCCUGUUGCUGUGGCAACAUUUUUUCCUACCUCUUCCCCAAAUACAGCAAAAACGAGGCGAAGAAACGUGAGGUUUUGUCUGCGGCAUCUGCUGCGGGGGUGUCGGUUGCUUUUGGAGCUCCUAUUGGAGGAGUACUCUUCAGUCUGGAGGAGGUCAGUUACUACUUCCCUCUGAAGACUCUGUGGCGUUCGUUCUUUGCUGCUCUUGUUGCUGCAUUUGUGCUGCGCUCCAUAAACCCGUUCGGGAACAGUCGGCUGGUGCUGUUUUAUGUGGAGUAUCACACGCCCUGGUACCUGUUUGAACUCUUCCCCUUCAUUCUGCUGGGGGUUUUCGGUGGCCUGUGGGGGGCAUUCUUCAUCCGGGCCAACAUCGCCUGGUGUCAUCGCCGCAAAUCCACACGCUUCGGUAAGUACCCGGUGUUGGAGGUGAUCACAGUGGCGGCCAUCACAGCCAUCAUAGCUUUCCCGAACCCUUACACUCGGCAGAACACCAGUGAACUGAUUAAAGAGCUGUUUACUGACUGUGGCCCGCUAGAGUCAUCGCAGCUCUGCCAGUACCGCAGUCAGAUGAACGGCAGUCAGGCUUACCCCGAGGGCUCGGAUGCCGCCGCCAUGCCCGGCGUGUACUCUGCCAUGUGGCAGCUUAGCCUGGCGCUCAUCUUCAAAAUCAUCAUGACAAUCUUCACUUUCGGCCUGAAGGUCCCGUCGGGUCUGUUCAUUCCCAGUAUGGCCAUCGGUGCAAUUGCUGGGCGAAUUGUGGGUAUCGCUGUAGAGCAGCUGGCGUAUUAUCACCACGACUGGUUCCUGUUCAGAGAGUGGUGUGAGGUGGGCGCUGACUGCAUCACACCUGGUCUCUACGCCAUGGUGGGCGCUGCUGCCUGCCUGGGUGGUGUGACCCGUAUGACGGUGUCUCUAGUGGUCAUCGUGUUUGAAUUGACCGGCGGGCUAGAAUACAUUGUUCCUCUGAUGGCAGCCGUGAUGACUAGUAAAUGGGUGGGCGAUGCGUUUGGACGAGAGGGUAUCUAUGAGGCUCAUAUUCGUCUGAACGGAUACCCGUUCCUUGAUGCUAAAGAAGAGUUCACGCACACCACACUGGCACGGGAAGUGAUGCGUCCACGUCAAAGCGAACCACCGCUGGCCGUGCUCAUGCAGGAUGACAUGACGCUCGCUGAACUGCAGGCCAUAAUCACAGAAACAAGUUACAAUGGCUUCCCUGUCAUCGUCUCCAAAGAGUCGCAGAGACUGGUGGGCUUUGCACUGCGUAGGGAUAUAACGAUUGCAAUAGAAAACACCCGACGUAAGCAGGAGGGAAUAAUGCUGAACUCAAGGGUUUAUUUUACACAGCAUGCCCCAACCCUUCCCGCAGACAGUCCGCGACCGCUGAAACUCCGGAGCAUCCUGGACAUGAGCCCCUUCACCGUCACCGACCAUACGCCCAUGGAGAUCGUGGUGGACAUUUUCCGCAAGCUUGGCCUGCGCCAGUGCCUUGUGACGCACAACGGGAUUGUAUUGGGCAUCAUCACAAAGAAGAAUAUUUUAGAACAUCUGGAAGAGCUCAAGCAGCACUUGGAGCCCUUGGCGCCUCCUUGGUGUUAUUACAAAAAAAGAUAUCCUCCGUCAUAUGGCCCAGAUGACAAACCAAGACCCAGAGUCCAUAAUGUUCAAUUAGUGCCCUCUUCCUGCUAUAAGGAAGAAGAGAGUGAAGAGGAGGUCCGUUUACUGGACAAUUCAUCCCUCUGACCACACGCCACUUUAGUACCCUUACCCCCCCACACACCCCCAAAAAACAACAACACUAAGCCAAACAGGAACCCACCCUGGUCACAUCUUCUGGGUACAUGCACUGGAUUCCAGGAGACUUCCAAGGAAGAGCCUGGCUGCUUUGAGUUUGGUCUCGGACGCCCCACAUGGAGGGGAUUCUCCACAAGCUAAAAUGCUAAAGCUAACUCUCACACAUGCAUGAAUACUUAUUUGGCCUCUUUUUGCCUCCUGCCUGAGAAAUGUUUUUUUAAGAGGUGAAAGGUCAAGAUGAACAGCUCUAAUGCGGAGAGGAACCUUCACUACAGAGGGUGGACCAUAUACCGUCAUGACCCCUCCCACCGUCACUGCCCCGUCACAUCCAAAACAGACUAUAACAUUGUUUACCUGUGUUUUGUGCGUGUGUGUUGUGAAGGAGCAAGGAUGUGUUUGUGAAUGCACCCCAAUAUUCCAAUGACUUGUGAAGCCGAGUAAAAGCUCAAUAGCCUUGAUGUACGUCCAGAUUUGUUGGCUGCGCAAGCAAUAUUUUGGAAGUAUUUAAAAUGGCAAGAUGAUCAAAUGUAAAAUUAGCUUUUAUGUUAGCUAGGGAAAGGAUGUUGGGGUGAACAGGGUGAAAAUAAACUUCAUUAAUUGUCUUCAACCUUGACACUACAACGGUAAUCUGCCUUGGGAUUGGGAGUAACAAGCCAACAGAGUCUCUCUGUUGGCUUGUUUAGUCCAGACUAAAGCACUUUGUGCUUUUUGUUACUAGGAAUGAAAGGCAAAAAAAAGAAUGCUUUUCUUUACAGCGUCCAUCCGGGCUAUAAUAUUUGAUGUAUUUACAACACAACAAAAAGUUUGACUACCAAUUUAUAUUUGGUUUGCAAAGAAAUGUAAAUGUCUUAAGUGGUGCGAUUUUGACUCCAGUACAGUUAGGAAACACCCUUCUCUAUGUUCUUACACGUUAUAAUUGUGUUUUUGUUUAUUUUCUGCAGUGUCUUGUGUGGUGUGACAAUUUCUACCACUGUUAAUCAUCGUCUGGUUAAUCAAGCAUACUAAAGCCCCAAAAUUAAUUGAUAACAUCCCAUAUUGUUUAUUAGCAUGUAAAGCAAUCAAUCUAAGCACAAGCUAAUAUAAAGGACUACAUGUAAACCAACUCAAACUAACAUAUUUGGAUAUUAAAAAAUGCCAAGAUAGGCAAAGAUUUAGACAUGCUUGGGCACAAUUGCAGAAUUUCAUGAUAUUAAGAGAAUGACAAGGAAAUGUUAGGUUGUAGUAAUGGAUGAUGGAGAUGACUACAUGCCAUAUUUAAUUAGCUGCAUUCAAAAAGAGGCUGUGACGGAUAAAAGUAAAAUUAGACAUGUCCUAAGACCUAUUGAACUGCAUAUAUAUCCUUCGCAGUCUUAUUUUCAUUAAGCAUGCCAUCUAUCCUAGAAUCUCUUCCCUAAAAUCUUGUUUAUUUGUGACUGUUGCUGUUGUCCCCUCCAGUUGUUUUUGCGAGCAUACAUGGCACAUUUUUACACAAAUUUUACAAUUGUGGUGGUAAUUAUUCUUAUAACUCUGUAUGUCUGUAUGUUAAAUGCCAUAUUCUGUACCUUCUGUUUUCCCGGGCCAUAAUGAGUUACACAUGAGCAUGUUUUUUUUUUUUUUUCAUUAACAAGGGCGAAUUGUCAUCUUUUAACAGAUCGAUGUAGUUCUGUCCUUUUGCUAUGUUUCAGUGGUGACUAGCAUUAAAACCUUCCCCACUGAUUGACAGCAAACAAGCAGGUAUGGACAGGGCCUCCGUGUUCUCGUUAGCAGUUGAUGUACCUGUUAAUCAAUUAAGAAAAUGUUGUUAUAUAUUGAUCUAUCUUUUUUUUUUAUUUAUACUAGAGGUAUAGUUGUAAAUUAUGGAGAAUUUUACAUAUGAUUGAUGGUUUGAUUGUACAUUAAAAGCAUAUGUAA